Ascochyta rabiei is the source of this 2025-nucleotide messenger RNA. RefSeq lists its product as uncharacterized. Gene Ontology annotation, biological process: regulation of DNA-templated transcription. Bases 1 to 2025 code for a protein of 674 amino acids. Gene Ontology annotation, molecular function: zinc ion binding; DNA-binding transcription factor activity, RNA polymerase II-specific. NCBI's taxonomy places the organism in Eukaryota, Fungi, Ascomycota, Dothideomycetes, Pleosporales, Didymellaceae. The record is from RefSeq and is a predicted model, not a curated record. The transcript has 2 exons.
AUGCAAGUGUCCCACCUCCUUGCGCAGUCUCGGGUGUCGAGCGCAAGAUCCACCACCGAGAGCAUCGAAGGCCGUGCUGCGGGCCACCACCACAACUCAAGGCAUUCGGUCUCAGACUACGAUAUGCUUGCACAUGAGCGCGAUUCCGGCAUGAUGGAUGUCUAUCCAAGCACCGAGACGGCCGCAGCGCACGAUCUCCUGUCGCCCUCCAAGCAGGUGCCGUCAAAGCAGGUCAGCUUCGAGCUCCUGCUGCCUCAGUCUCCUCAACACAGGGCUCGCCUGCCCAUGAGAGUGAACAUAUUCCCGCACGAUACAACUGAUUCGAUCAUCACAACGGUCAAGAACUUCUAUGGGUUGUACGAGCGCAGGGGCGUCAUCUUCGAGGACCGUCAUGGGAAUAUACUGAUUGCGAGGUACGAGAACUUCGACCAUGGCAUGGUCGUCUACGUACGAGUCUCGGCAGAAGACCCUGACGCAGACGACUACUCGCCUGCCCCUCGCCAGUUGACGACCUCCCCACGCCGGUCUCGUCACCUCAUGGAGGACGGCUUCCAGAUGCUCCCACCAUUGCACAACCAACAGCUGGGCUCCAGGUCGGGCUCGCGCUCUGGACGCCAAAGCCAGUCGCCCCAUCCAGGUCGUGAUAGAAGGAGUGCUUCAGCUGCAGCUCACUCCAGGCGUAACCGCCCUUCCGUCAAGAGCCGCGGGAACAGCUCCCACGGCAGCUUCGCGGAACAGCAUGGAGACUACAGUGACAGUGAUGGCGAAGGCUCUGUCACCAGCUCACGUCGCUCUCGUAAAGAGCCUUUGGCAAGUGCCGACAUCAGUGUUGACAACAUCGUCGAGGGUGGUCGUCGCAAGCGAGCGAAGUUUGACAGCUCCGAGUUGCCUCUGUUCGUGCCUCCUCAGGUGCCGAUGACAAACUCCAUAUCGUCCGUCUCUCCUCAGCGCCGUAUCAGCGGCAACAUGGCUGGUUCACCAUACUCGAUGAGCAACCAACAGACGUUCUCCUACUCGCACCCACUUCCAUCCCCGCAGAGUUAUGGGCCGGGUGACAGUUCAUACAUGUCCAACGGGCUCGUGACGCCAUACUCGAUGUCCAGUGGCACAGCCAGCUACAAGCCGCGCCAGUACACGCACCGCUACUCUGGCAGUGGCGGGAUCCUGCCAACCCCUGAGCACACGUUGAGCGUCAUCUCUGACGAGGACGUUGCGCGCCAGUUGAUGCGCCUAGGAGAUGCCUCCAAUUUCUCCACGCACGGCCGGACCUCUACCUCUACUCUCGAUGACACCUUCAGUGGUAAGGCUGAUGCUGCUUCCUCGAGCGAUGAAAGCGACGAUUGCAGUCACAAUGGCAGCGAACUUCCUCCUCUGCCCUACACAAUGGAGCGAGCGAACAACCCUGUGCGUGCUUACGACCACGCUCUGAGCAGUGGAGAUGAGUACGACGACAACAACGAUUCGUUCAAAGGCGAGAGCGACGAGGCUGUGGCUGAUGCGCACAACGAUGUUCGCGUCCAAUUUGGCGCACCCAAGGCCCGCUCUUCGGUUUCCACCAAAUCCGGCAAGCCGUCCAAGCCACGCUCGCUCUCGACAAAGUCCAAGAGCAAGACCAACGGGGCCAGCAAGCCGCCCAUGUCUCCUACCUCGCUGCCUUCGCAAUCGCGCAAGGCUUCGACGGCGUCGAUCAACUUCCAGCACCAGUUCGGUGCCGAGGACGAGGACCUUUCGUCCAAACCACGCUGCCAACGCUGCCGUAAGAGUAAGAAGGGUUGCGAUCGUCAGAGACCUUGCCAGCGUUGCAAGGACGCGGGGAUUGGUGCCGAAGGGUGCGUCAGUGAGGACGAAGGCAACGGUCGCAAGGGACGUUACGGACGCCACAUGGGAGUGUCUGUCAAGACAGCUCCAGCGCCGACAUCCAUGGGCCCUCCGCCCGUGCACGAGCAGCACAACAUGGCGAUGGAGACUUCACAGUUUGCGCUCGCAGCCAGUGCUCUGGAGAAGAGCAAGAAGCGCAAGAGAUGA